GAGGACCGCUGACUACCGAGCAGCCGACAGCAGACCAGACCACAUCAAAAUGAGCUCGUCAGUGACGGUGUUAAAUAGAAAGGUAAAUUAUGCGGAAGCUUUGAAGUGCCUUCCCGCCCUACAGUGACACUUUUCUGUCGCGCGAAUGUUUUAAAGUUGUCGCUCAUUCGGUCGGUCGUGUCCCCGUUAGUGCGUUGCUGUUUCUUCAACUUUUCUCCUGGACGUUUGACAACUAACUAACGUUAACUAACUAACUUACUGACGUUAAAACGACGCCAUGAUCCCCGAAUGUCCACGCGCCGGGGAUUCGAGGAGCCGGACCGGCCUCCAGCACAGUCCGGCUGCGGAACCGACCCGUGGCUGCGGAAUCAGCGGCUUGUUGUCCGAGAUCCAGACCAGCAUCAGCAGCGAGCCUUUCAGCGACCACUACACCAUCAUCCCCGGCAAAGAGCUCGGAAGGGGCAAGUUUGCCGUGGUCAGAAAGUGUGUGGAGAAAUGCUCGGGCCACGAGUACGCCGCCAAGUUCAUGAGGAAGAGACGGAAAGGCCAAGACUGCCGGAUGGAGAUCAUCCACGAGAUCGCAGUGCUGGAGCUGGCCACAGCCAGCCCUCGGGUGGUCAACCUCCACCAGGUCUAUGAGAUGGCUUCUGAGAUGGUGCUGGUCCUGGAGUUUGCUGCUGGAGGUGAGAUCUUCAACCAGUGCGUGUCAGAUGAGGAAGACGAGGCCUUCAGCGAGGAGGACGUGAAGAGGCUCAUGAGGCAGAUCCUGGAGGGCGUGUCCUUCCUCCACCAGAACAACGUAGUCCACCUGGACCUGAAGCCUCAGAACGUCCUGCUGACCAGCAGCUCUCCUCUGGGGGACAUCAAGAUCGUGGACUUUGGUCUGUCCAGGAUGGUCAGCAGCCACCAGGAGCUCAGGGAGAUCAUGGGGACUCCGGAGUACGUCGCUCCUGAGAUUCUAAAUUAUGAGCCCAUAAGCACAGCAACAGAUAUGUGGAGUGCUGGUGUUCUGGCCUACGUGAUGCUGACGGGAAUCUCUCCGUUCCUGGGCGAGAACAAGCAGGAGACCUUUCUCAACAUCUCCCAGCUCAACGUGAGCUACAGCGAGGAGGAGCUGCAGCAGCUGGACCGCAGCGCCCUGUCCUUCAUCCAGACGCUGCUCCGCAAGCAGCCACAGGAGCGGGCCACAGCCGAGCAGUGUCUCAAACACCCCUGGCUUCAGAUGUCAGAGCUUCAGGAACCCCAGACGGAGGAGGAGGCCCUCCCAGUGGAGGAAAAGGAGGCAUCCAGCUCCACCAGUAGCCCUGAACCUCCCAGCGGCACCACCACGGCUGAGGAUGAGGAUGAGGAUGGGGGGAGGGUUCCGGUGGCUGAGGAGCUGAUAGUGGUGGCCGCCUACACGCUGGGUCAGUGCCGCCAGUCCUCCUCCUCAGAGAAGGAGGCGCUGGUUGCCGAGCAGAAGGCCAUCUCCAAACGCUUCAAGUUCGAGGAGCCUUUCAGUUCGCUGCAGGAGGUCCUUGGAGAGUUCAUCUACUGACCCCGCCCUCCGAUUAAACGUUAGUGCUGUCAUGGUAACAAAAAGAAACCCUCUGGUUAUACAAGUUCCCCUCCAUAUAUAUAUAUAUAUAUAUAUAUAUACAUACUGUAUGUGUAUACUAAGAUCCUUAUUUAAGCGGUUGGAUUUUAAGUGCUUUUUUUAAUACCGACCUACUCAAAAGUUUCUCCCAUAAUGCAUCACUUUGCUUGACAGCCUCCCACUCCACCUUGUGAAACAGCUGCAGUAGAUGUUUGUCUCUUGUGUUUUUCUUUUCUCUCUCAACAACUGGCCAAAUGUAAACAGGGUGACAAUAAGAUAUGUUUGUAAGUCCAACUUUCAACAAUCAAAUGGGGACGGAGGCUGAAUCUAAAUCUGCACCUUGUGGACCAGGUCUUUACAUGUGUCAGGGUGCAGGACUUCAGGUCCCAGCAGAGCCCAUGGAUGUGACCUCUCAAAGUAUCUCUAUGAACACAAGUCUCACAUGUUGUGCUAUGUAAAGCACCAAUAGACAUAACAAACGUGAACACUGAUCGUUCUUUUUUAACCUUGAUGACAAAACAAUCUUACUACAAGGUCCAUUUGGUACUUCUUCCUGAGCUUUCGAUCAUAUCACUGGAGCUUCCUCAGUUUGACCAGUUCUCAUAAAAAGAACGAGCAGCGUGAGAGAAAAAGGACUUUAAAAGUUUGAACUACAAGUUUCUGGCAAGUGUCCAGUGAGCGUCUCAGUGUGCACAUGCAGAACAGUAAGGACAUCUGGAAUGAACAAGACACAAACCCAGAGGGGCAGGACAUAGAGGGUCCACAUGUUCUUCCUCA
Messenger RNA from Anarrhichthys ocellatus (wolf-eel), 2353 nucleotides. It is a transcript of the gene stk17a, whose product is annotated as serine/threonine kinase 17a. Gene Ontology annotation, molecular function: ATP binding; protein serine/threonine kinase activity. The transcript is spliced from 7 exons. Gene Ontology annotation, biological process: positive regulation of apoptotic process; protein phosphorylation; intracellular signal transduction. Bases 278 to 1537 code for a protein of 419 amino acids. Lineage: Eukaryota; Metazoa; Chordata; Actinopteri; Perciformes; Anarhichadidae. Gene Ontology annotation, cellular component: nucleus. The record is from RefSeq and is a predicted model, not a curated record.